CUUCGCCGACCUUUGGCAAGUUCCAGCAUUGACCAGCACCAGCCACCAUGGCCGGGUCAGUGAUGCAACUACUGACACUUCCACGCACCGGAAGUGCGUUCGCCGCGCUCUCUCAUGACCAACCCUCCUCCCACACCGCUAGUUCCGGGGUCAGAUCAGUCAAGCUCAACAAGAUCAAAGUUGUCUGGGGCGAACAACCUCCAAGGUCUAUCGCGUCUCCAACACUGCAACAACAAAUACGGAGAAUUUUGGACAUCGAAAAAUCAUCUGGGGAGACUAUAGCCUACGAGGGCAUUUACUGGGAUUGUCACACCCUCGUGUGCGUUCAGAACAAGGGAGAGGACUUGUAUAAUGAGCUGAAGCUCGAGCUCGAGAAAUCGAUCAGCCGUCUUGCGCGCGGACUUUUGCCAAAGGAGGCCGGAACAACGUCAUCUGCGGUAUCGUACAUAUCGGAGUUCGUUGCUUCGUUCGAGUGGAUUGAGAAGCAAGUGGCCCUCCUUCAAUCUGUUCUCACAUAUCUCGAUCAAGUCUACGUGAAGCAAGCUCAGGUCUUGAGUAUCCGUCUAUUGGCCUUCUCUUUCAUUGCCAAGUUCAUUUUCGCCAACCCGCAACUGAACUUGGCCUUGAAGGAGAGCCUCAAGACACUCAUCAAUGCCGACCGUGAUACGAGCACUCACGCGGAGCACCUCCAGACAAUCCACCGAUUGGUGUCUCAUCUCAUCACUCACCAGCAGUACAUUCCUUUCGAGAAGUUCUACGACGAAACGCUGCGCGAAUAUUACACGGCCGAGUCCGUAAGACUAGCCGAGGAACUGAAAGACGAGCCGAAGCAGUUCUUUGCUCACAUUCGCACGCGCAUUGAUGAAGAGGCCCAGAGAUCUCAGCAGCUGUUAUCCGUGGAAAGCUGGAAGCUGAUGCGGGAUGCAACGACGAUAUCGCUACUGACUGGCAGGAUGAGUUGGAUUGCGCAGACCACUCUGCAAAGCUGUCUAGAGGAGAAGGACUUCGGGACCCUGAAGGCCAUGUAUGAGCUGUUUGUAUGCGCAAGUGGCACCAGUGUCAUGUGCGCGGCCUUCAAGAAUGAUGUGCAACGAGUUGUUUCAGGCAUCGUCAAAGAUGCAGCUGCAGAUGACCGUAUGGUCGAGCGACUGCUGGAAUUCCGUGGCAGUGCUGACAGUGCAGUGAAAACCUGUUUCCUGGACGUUGUGUCGUCGACACCAUCUACUUCAGAUGCUGCACGACGACCCAAUCGUGAAUUCGUCUAUGCACUGACUGAUGCGUUCCAACUUGGCUUCCGGGCACGCCGAAACAAGCCUGCCGAAAUGAUUGCCCGCCAUUUGGAUAAAUUGAUGCGCAAAGGACAGGGAACUAUGAGCGAUGACGAAUUCGAUGCGCUGCUGGACUCGGUCCUGGUUUUGUAUAGGUUCACCGACGACAAGGACGUGUUCCGGGGAUUCUACCACCGAGCACUUUCCAAGCGACUUCUUCUGCAAAAGAGUGCAUCGUCUGAUUUCGAGACCAAGGUUUUGACCAAGUUGAAAGAGCAAUACGACCCUGAAUUCAGCAUGGGCACCGACAUGUUCAACGAUCUCCACCUCUCGAAGGACAUGGUAGACAAAUACCAUGAAAAAAUGAACGAAGGGGAUAUUGGUCUCAAGCUGAACGCGAUCGUUCUGAAGCAAGGAGCCUGGCCAUUCUCGCAAGAUGAAGGCUCUGAAUCGAUCACGUUACCUGUCGAGAUGAUGAAGCAGCUCACUCAUUUCGGCCAGUUCUAUGGGAGAAUGCACCAGAAUCAGAAGCUAGUUUGGAAGCACUCAGUGGCAACGGCGACGUUGAUUGGUCGUUUCAAGGCCGGCAACAAAGAGCUCUCUGUCAGUCUUUACCAGGCAGUCAUCCUGCUUCUCUUCAACGGACCAGAGGAGUGGUCAUUCUCUGAUAUCAAGAAUGAGACACGCUUGGACGACGGUGUCUUGCGGCUCACCCUGCAGAGUCUUGCUUGCGGCAAAAAGCGGGUGUUGACUAAGAUACCGCUUGGCAAAGACAUUGGCGACCACGAUAAAUUCCGAUUCAACGACGGCUUCACGGAUGCGCGAGCCAAGAUUCACAUCAACUCCAUCCAAGCCAAAGUCUCGGAUGCGGAGUCCAAGCAGACCAAUGAAAUGAUACACGUCGAGCGCAGCCAUCUGCUGGACGCAGCGAUUGUGCGAAUCAUGAAAGCAAAGAAAGAGAUGGUGUACGAGAGAUUGUUGUCGGCAACAAUCGACGCGGUCAAGUCUCGUUUCGCACCGGAAGUCAAAGCAAUCAAGACUCGCAUCGACGAUCUCAUGUCAAGGGAGUUUGUGCGCAGAGAUGAUGACAACCCCCAAGUUCUUCUCUAUAUUGCGUAGAACAUUAUAGCUGUACGAGGAGUCCGGAAAAUGACCAGCUUGCUCAACAUGGCGUGCUCGAUUCGUCAGAAUGACCAAGCGAGCCAGUCCGAUCAAUUGCGGUAAUGACCGGUCGCUUAACCUCGAGCCAGCUCAGCUAAGGUAUUCCGAAUUACCUCUUUGCCGGCAGCCACUGACGGUCAGCACGCCAAGAGUCACCCCAGUCAUAGGAAGCGUGCCCAGGAUUCUAUCUACGCGCCCAUGUGAACUGGAACGCGUCACGAGGUUCACCAGACGCGUUUUCUCGUGGCGCGGGGAUAGAACGGGUCGUCUAAUCACGCAAACCGAAUCUCAUUGGCGGCAAUUUCGCCAUCCUCUGCAAAAUGGCGGCACCGCUGGGAAGGCUCCUCAGACACCAGCUUCUCACUUCUUAUGACGCUCGAAGGCCUCGUUGGAGACCCCGACAUUCCCCUGGAACAGGAACUAGCGCACUGGGAGCAACUGGUAUUCUCUUUCGAUAUGCAGGACGACCAGAACCCGCGCCGCAGCCCAGACGGCGUAGACACGGAUUCUCAGCGACAAGAACAGACAGACCUGCAGACCGCCGCGUUUUUAGCUGCUCUUUCAAGUGAUACCCCUCCAAUGUACUCCAGCCAGUACGGCGACUCCCGGGGCACUCUUUCUGUGGACACUCGGAACCUCCUGCUGCCCAAUACGAACAUCUCCAGUCUAUUGGCCAGCCACCCUACGUACUGGGCACCCCCCAUGUCGGGAAACGCUCCUUCCGCUUAUCCUGCCACUCCGCAGCAUCCUGUCGCCUCGGCAUCCUCCUCGACAUCUUCCCCCACACUCGAUGCCGUUGACGAAGAAUAUGACGACAAGCGUCGACGGAACACGGCUGCAUCAGGUCACGAUCAGUUCUAGUGGGAGUACCCUGUGCUGAUGCCAUCCUUCCCUCCCGUGUAGCCCGAUUCCGUAUCAAGAAGAAGCAGAGAGCCCUGGACUUGGAGCGCACCGUCUCUGAUCUGAACGGCCGAGCGGAAGAUCUGGAGCGCGAGGUCGCAGAUCUGCGCAGAGAAAAUGGCUGGCUGAAGGUACGUCCCAUGGAUCGAACAGAUUCCCGGAAGGUAACUCAACCUUGCCAGGAAAUCGUGAUCCUCAAAGGGGGACAAUUUUCUGGGGUAGACCUGUCCAAACCGCUAGGCUUCGCAGCCUCGUCUGAGAGGGCAGAUCACCGCGCGGCGCGGGCGGAAACCGUUGAAAGUUCCGAUGGAGAUGGGUCGCAGGACGAUAAAAGGAGAGGCUCUAAAGGAAAGGGCAAGACGAAGGCAGGCAGCAAGAGCAAGUGAUAUCAGUUCAUUUUAGGCUGGCUUGAGUUCAGCAGGAGCGUCUAUGUAAAACUCUAGCCUCUUGUAAUCUGUUGUUCACUAUUGAUGGCGCAUCACUUUCUCCC
Molecule: messenger RNA, 3819 nt
Organism: Mycena citricolor
Lineage: Eukaryota; Fungi; Basidiomycota; Agaricomycetes; Agaricales; Mycenaceae
Source: the annotation of a GenBank genome assembly